UGAGCACAUACAUCAUUGAGGGCCGUAAGUUCAGUCUAAAAGCUUAAACGAAAAAUGCCAAAAGCAAAAGAGGCAUAAAUCAUGCCAAAUCACUCUCAAAUUACUUUGCGAGUUGUGAAGCGACACCAUCGCAGGGCACAUAAAAUGUCAACCUCCCAUCGGCAUCGCGCACAGUGCGUACAUUGCUCCAGCGGCCUUGAACGUGUUACAAAUUUCCCUGCAAGCCGGGCGUCCAAAAUUCGCCGAACGAAAACCAACCACCGACCGACCGACCCACCGCAGAACAAUGAUGAUCCGUUGCCCUCUUGAAUUAGCUACUUGAUUCAACCGACCGAAAAAAAAACUCAUCUCUGACGGGCAAAUAAGUCGCACAUCGUGCGCGUGGGAGCUUUGGGCAGAAUCGACCCGAGCAAGAAGGCUCUCGUCUUCGGCAGCCACCAACCACCACCCUCUGGGGGGCCCCGGGGGUCUUGGGCACUAAGUAGACUCCAACUCGCGGCAAGUCGCAGUAAGUUAGUCAGUCAGUGGGGUGUUAAUGUAUAAAUCCCUCCGCCGGGCCGGGGUGCAUGUUCAUUUGAUCUGCUAAUCUCGUCGGGGAUGCUUGUUUUAUGCUGCUCGUUUCGGUAGUUCGCGAAUCGCUCAGGGGUCCGAAGUUACGCCGCUGGAACGGGAGCAGCUCGCCAAUCGAUCAAUCAAUCAAUCUACGCGGUUCGAUCGGUCAUCACAGGGGCUGAACUUUGCAAGUGUGUUCAUUGUGAGGGUGAAUUACUACCACGUGGUGAGGGCGAAGCAUCCGCUGUGGUUGCGGUUGAAAGAAGUGUGUUCGGAACGUUUGUGAAGUGCAUCUGCAGAAGAUGAAAUUUGUGCAAAUGAGAUGCUGAUUAAAUCGCACCCCACUUAGCCAGAUAAUCAUAAUCGUUGGAAGCAGAAGUGCAGCACAAAAGCAUAAUCGUGCGAGACGGGAACUGAACACAAAACUGCAUCGCAGAAAAGGUGAAGAAGGCCGCCGAACAGCAGCGAAAAUUACGAGCAGUGCGUUGAAGAUCGACGAGUAUCGACUUGAAGGGGCUCUCGGAUACUUAGGUGUGGUUGAAGUUUAUUUGUUACAUAAAGUUAUACGAAAGUCGGCACAUGAGGAACAGAAGUGGGUUUACACAAAACGAAUAGGAUAGGUAACACAAAAAAAAAGUUCGUUGUGAAUUGGAAUCGUGGCGUCAGAGAAUCAGUUACCCACUUCCUGAAAACUGCAGCAGUGAGCCGAAUUAGUUAAAUCGUUGAUGAUACAGUCAGUGCUUUCGGAGCGGAUCAAAGUGGUAUUAAGUAACUGUUGUGCACCCCGAAGAAGCAAAUUAAAUUGUGAAAACAUUUGAAUCAUUGUCGUCAUCUAGGAGAGCUACCACCCAGAAGUGAGUAAGGAAUUCAAGCCGGAAAAAAGUGGACAACGAAGUGGAACUCCACGUGACCGUGUCCGCCAGAAGGGAUUGAACGUCGCCCCAGCAUUGCCGUCAUGUGGAAGUACAUUGUCAUCGUAUCGGUGUUUGGAGUAUACCUGCUUAGGAACCAUCAAAUAAAUGGGCAAGUGUUUGGUUACGAACCGGACGUGGACUACCCGGCAUACGACAGGAUUCCCUCCGGCUUGACAUUCCGCUGCUCGGACAAGGUGCCCGGCUACUACGCAGACGUCGACACACGGUGCCAAAUCUGGCACUGGUGCCUCCCGAACGGCUACAUGUUCUCCUUCCUGUGCCCCAAUGGAACCGUUUUCAAUCAAGCUCAUCGAGUAUGCGACUGGUGGACCAACGUCAACUGUGGGGAUUCGUUAGGGCUGUACGACAACAACAACGAACUGUACCGGGACGUGGAAGGAAACCUGAUAGCUGGAUAACGACAGAAUUCUGUGGUUGUUGUGCUUUCCUAUAAUUUAUUGUUGUUAAGUUUUAACCGUACCUAUUUAGAGUGUAUGUAGAGACGUUCUGACUUUGAUCGAUGACAAAUGUACGAUAUGCUAUAGCUUAAUAUAGCUUAUAAGACUUAAACGACACAACGAGCUAGUGUGCAAUUUAUCAAACUUCUAAGCGUGAUCCAACUUAUCAAAUAUUGAGAUUUUUCUUUUAGUUGAUUUUUAUUUCGAGUGUUUUUUUUUUAUUUUGUAAAUAUAAAUUAAUAAAACCAUAAACAUGUAGUUUUUAUU
Messenger RNA from Aedes albopictus (Asian tiger mosquito), 2191 nucleotides. RefSeq names its product U-scoloptoxin(01)-Er1a-like. The record is from RefSeq and is a predicted model, not a curated record. Gene Ontology annotation, molecular function: chitin binding. The coding region runs from base 1508 to 1885 and encodes 125 amino acids. The transcript is spliced from 3 exons. Gene Ontology annotation, cellular component: extracellular region. Lineage: Eukaryota; Metazoa; Arthropoda; Insecta; Diptera; Culicidae.